AUGAUCUCCAUUAACCAUCAAACCACGAACGAUCAGAAGCAACACAAAUGUAAAAUUACCUUCCCCAAUCAAAACACAUUCGAAAUGCCCAAUCUUCAUGUUCCUCUCACCGACUCGGGCCUGUAUUGCCAAUCUUUCAAUGUGGACACAUCUUCCGAUGAGGAAAUUCAACAAUUCUUUUCCCAGUACGGUUUCGUGGUCUUUGAAAAUGUCUUGACCAAAGAACAAGUAGAUGCCACCGUGAGUGACAUCUAUGACCUUCUCGAAACCAAUACGAAUGGUAAAUUCCAACGCAAGGAUACCACUCAAUGGAAUAGUUGGCCUGAAAAUGCUCUUGAACAUUUUGGCAAUGUUUCCAUUCCAAGCAUCUUUUCGAGACAAUUCUUGAUGAAUCGACAAAAUGGGAAAGUAGUGAAAGCAUUUGCUCGAGUUUUCCAAUUACCAGAAACUGAACUUGUGGUGAGUCAUGACCGAGCUUCCUUUUAUCGUUCUCCUAAAUUGAAUUCCAAAUGGAAAACCAAACAAAAUUUACAUCUCGAUUGCAAUCCAGCCGAGGCUCUAGAUGAACCUGAGAAUGCUAAAACUUCUUAUUCUGAAUUGAAUCGUUUGCAUUAUUCGAGUGGAAAAGGACAUUUCAUCGCUGAGAAUAAUCACAUUUGUACUAAGAGAGAUGGUUUGCAAGUUCAAGCUCUGAUAAAUCUCAAUGAUAAUAAGAGUGAAGAUGGAGGUUUGAUCGUCGUUCCAGGCUUCCACAAUUACUUUGCACAAUUCUUUGAGAAGAGUGGACUGGUGACAGAGUUGGGUCGUGGACGUCCAAGUUUUACUUUCAAGACACGAGAUCGUAUCACAGGAGCCAUCUUUGAUUUGGCAGAACGAGUUCCAACACGAUCUGGAAGUCUCAUCAUUUGGAACCAAUUGUUGGCUCACGGAUCUGCACCAAUGGAUGUCCUGAAGAGUCAGGCGUUAUUCAGAAGUGCAAUGUAUUUGAGAAUGUUUCCAAAAAGCAUGUUAUUGAGGGAGGGUUCCAACCAGAGAAGAAAGAAUCGAAGAGAGGCUUUACGAAAGAAGAUUCAUUUGCUGUACUUGAACGAGAGAAAACCCUUAGAAUUGACUCCAUUGGGACGAGCAGUGUUUGACAUUGAUGUGGAAGGUUCAGAUGAAUUGUUUGACCCCAUUCCUCCUUAUGCUGCUUCUCUGAAACCUUUGAUGAAUUCUGAGCAAGAGGUUCAACAAGAGGAAUAA
Naegleria fowleri is the source of this 1242-nucleotide messenger RNA. RefSeq lists its product as uncharacterized. Lineage: Eukaryota; Heterolobosea; Eutetramitea; Acrasida; Naegleriidae. The record is from RefSeq and is a predicted model, not a curated record. The transcript has a single exon. The coding region runs from base 1 to 1242 and encodes 413 amino acids.